CCCUCCGGCCCCGGGACGGCAGCGGCGGGCGCGGGCGGUGCUUCCCGGUCUCUGACGCGAGCGUCAUGGCGGCGCGGCAGCUGGUGCUGCGGAGGGCGGCGGCGGCGGCGCGCUGGCGGCGGGGCUACAGCAGCGCGGGCGCUGCCGAGUUCCUGCACCGCAGCAUCGUGCCCACCAUGCACUACCAGAAGAGCCUGCCCAGACUGCCAGUUCCCAAACUAGAAGAUACAAUUAGGAGAUACCUAAAUGCCCAGAAACCGCUUUUAAAUGAUGACCAGUUCAGGAAAACUGAAGAACUUGCACAUCAAUUUGAAAAGGGAAUUGGAAGAGAGCUGCAUGAGCAACUGGUUGCUCAAGACAAUCAGAACAAGCAUACAAGUUACAUCACAGGUCCCUGGUUUGACAUGUACCUAAAAGCACGUGAACCUGUUGUUCUGAAUUUUAAUGCGUUUAUGUCUUUUAAUCCUGAUCCAAAAUCUGAAUAUAAUGAUCAGCUCAUACGAGCUACGAACAUGACUGUUUCUGCUAUACGUUUUAUGAAGACCUUCAGGGCUGGUUAUCUUGAACCGGAGGUUUUUCACCUCAAUCCAGAAAAAAGUGACACUGAGAUGUUUAAAAAAAUUAUCCGAUUUGUGCCUUCUUCAAUUUCUUGGUUUGGUGCCUACAUGGUCAAUGCAUACCCCCUAGAUAUGUCUCAGUACUUCAGGCUUUUCAAUUCUACACGUGUGCCUAAACUCGACAGAGAUGAGCUUUACACAGAUGAAAACGCAAAACAUUUACUGGUACUGAGAAAUGGGAAUUUUUAUAUAUUUGAUGUUAUUGAUAGAGAUGGAAAUAUGUUGAAACCUUCAGAAAUACAAGCACACUUGAAAUACAUCCUUAGUGACAACAGUCCAGCCCCGGCCUUUCCUCUUGGCUACCUCUCCAGUGAAAACCGGGAUACGUGGGCAUUGCUGAGAAAGAAUCUACUGGAUAAUGGCAACGAAGAAGCUCUUCAAAAAGUAGACUCUGCUGUGUUUUGUUUAAGUUUAGAUGAUUUUUCCGUCAAAGACUUUGUGCACUUGUCCCACACCAUGUUGCAUGGAGAUGGUGCUAACCGCUGGUAUGACAAAUCCUUUAAUCUUAUCAUAACUAAGGAUGGCACUGCAGGAGUUAACUUUGAACAUUCCUGGGGAGAUGGUGUGGCUGUGCUCAGGUUCCAGAAUGAGGUUUUUAAGGAUAGCACCAAGGCCCCAGCCAUCAGCCCCCAGUCCCAGCCUGCUUCAGUAGACUCUUCUAGAGCCGUGCAGAAACUUGACUUUAAGCUGAAUGAUGCCUUAAAAGCAGGAAUUACCAAAGCCAAACAGAAAUUUGAUGCCAGUGUGGAGUCACUGUCUCUUAAUCUGAUUCAGUUCCAUGACGGGGGCAAGGAGUUUCUGAAGCAGAAGAAGGUAAGCCCAGAUGCGGUGGCUCAGCUUGCCUUCCAGAUGGCUUUCCUGCGACAAUACAACCAGACUGUUGCUACAUAUGAGUCUUGUAGUACUGCAGCUUUCAAACACGGUCGUACAGAAACUAUACGUCCUGCCUCUAUCCAUACAAAGAAAUGUUCAGAAGCUUUUGUCAGGGAACCGUCCAAACAUAGCACAGAAGAGCUUCAGAAGUUGAUAGAGGAGUGCUCAAAAUACCAUGGCCGUUUGACAAAAGAAGCUGCUAUGGGUCAGGGAUUUGACCGACAUCUCUUUGGCUUGCGCUAUUUAGCCUCAUCCAAAGGUGCCACACUGCCUGAUUUCUAUCAAGACCAAGCAUAUGCUCGGCUUAAUCACAACAUAAUUUCUACAAGCACGUUGAUUAGCCCCGCCGUGCAGUUAGGGGGGUUUGGCCCGGUGGUGUCUGAUGGCUUUGGAGUAGGAUAUCAGGUACACGAUGAUUUCGUAGGUUGUAAUGUUUCCUCUUACCCAACUAGGAAUGGUAAAGAGUUCCUUCAGUGUAUACACAAGUCACUAGAAGAUAUCUUUAAUGUUUUAAAGGGCAAGAAAAUCAGUAGUUAAGACUUAAAGAUAUUGGAGCACUUUACAUUUGCAGUACAAAAUGCAGACUCUGCCUAAUUGGCUACAAAUCAGUGUUCAAUGUGUCUGAGACUGCCCAGCUUAAUUGGCUUCAUUUAUCUUCACUGAACUUGAAUACUGCUAGAUUCUAUUAAAUUUGUAUCUAUUUUAAAGAAAUCAAGUACAGACUUUGAAUGCACAUUUCAGGAAUUGACAAUGUCAAAAUUAAGUAGCAGAUCCAUCUGUUCCAACAGCUCACAUGUUCUUAAACAUCGUUAUUUAAAAUACAAAGCAGUUACUGUGUUUAUGAACUUGAAAUGUCUGUGUUCCAUGAGUGUUCAGACAGACAACAGCACUGUGAUACCACUCUUAAACUGUUAGCUUUUAAAGAAAUAUAUGCAAUAAUUUUAAAUAUGAAGGAGUGGUUACAUUUGCACUCUUGCAGUAAGUUGCAGUAAGUAAGUAGCUUGUCACACUUUCCUCUUUACACUUGAAUUGAUAUUGGAAAUGAGUGUGCCUCAACUGCUUGAAGCCUUUCCACUGUAACAGCUUUUUGAGAAACAGAAAAUGAAGUGGGAGGCUUUCAGUAACCUGAAAUCACCGUGUUGUUAAAUUGAUUGGAAGAGAGACUAUUGUAAUAAAACUAUAUUAAUAACUGCAAAGUUCCUUUAUUGCCAUAUCAAAAUUGUACAGUAUGGGUAGUCCCUUUAUCAAUAGCUCAUUUCUUAAAAAGGUUGAAAACAAUACUACUGAAAACAUGUUGCAGUGUUGGCUCUCCCUUUCCAUACGUCAAGUCUGUCCAACAAUCAGCUUUUGUUUUGCUACAUAAACCUGUGCUCUUGUGCCUUAAAAAAGAAAAAAACACUUCUCUUUUUUGAUUUUAUCUUCCCAAGUGUCUUCUUACUGUGGAAAAGUAACCUCAAUGGUGUGUUUUCCUGUUUCCUUCUAGAACUUUGGAUGUCAUUUAUUGUAGCAAAUGCCAGUCCUAGGGUGUAGAGCUGUGUCAUUAACGUAUUAGGGCUUGUUGCAGCAGUUCUAAAGGAUUGCAGGAGAGCUUAAGCAGAGACAUCAGUGAAACUUGGUGAUGCUGUGGGUGUGAGGUGAAGCUGAUGCAGACAGCUCCUUGUGUGCUGUUCACAACUGGAACUCUGCCAGCUACAAAAGGGGAAGGAGCCUUUGUCUGGCAAGACACCAAAGGUGCUCAGAGUUGCUGCGAUUCCAACAGAGAUGCCCUUUUUGCACAGAAUUUGCUACGUACGGUAUGUGUAACCUGAACUCCUCUGCCUUCUAAACCCCGAUGUUUUCCACCCUGUUUUUCUUCUGGGAAGAUGAGUUUUUCUCUGGAGCUGAACAGCACAGCAGCACUUGCUUCUGCAGCUCCAUGUAAAACUAAUGCAGCUCAUGUCUGUCAGCACAGCCCACCAUGACCUUGGCAACCAAAUAUAUCAGCAGAAUGUAAAAGUCCGAGCAUGUUGCUUGGAUGUGACAAAUGAGGUUCAGAAACCUACUUGCCUUUACUCAUCCUCUGGAUAUCUUACCUGCCAGGUUCUCCCAGUGUCUUUUUUGUCACAGUAAGUAUAAGCAAUACCCUAUCUUGAAGUGUGAACUGCAAGUGCUAGGAAAGGGAGAGGCAUGCUUUAAAUAUGUAAGCCCAAUGGCUUAUAAACUUUUUGUAGUCAGGGCUGCUUCCUCUGCAACCUGUAAUGUGCGUUCUAUUUUUCAGCUGGAAAGGAUUAUUGAAAAAAGUACUUUAAAACAUACCACAAUCUUGCUUAUUUAAACAAAGAAAGGACACAGAUCAUUUGUGGGGGAUGAAGCAAAUAAUAUAUUGGGAAACAAUAAUUAGACUAAAAGCCUUUGAAUUUAAUUCACUAAAGAAAGUUUUGGGGUUUGUGUUUAUGAUUGGUUUUGUUGUAUUUUUCUGUUUGUUUUUUAACAUGAGAACAGCUGGCAAGAUUGUGAGCACAGUUGCCAAGUAGAGAGUCUUGUCUUUAACUAGAAAUGAGUGAGGUUUACUUAAUGACACACUCAGAUUUUCAGAAGAUGUAACAGCUAUGUGUGUCAAUAGCAGUAAAGCUUAUUAAGUGUUCUCAGUAAACUCACCUCAGUGUCUUUACCUGAACUGGCAGAAAGCUAUUAAAGAUGUACCUUUUCACUUGAA
Columba livia (rock pigeon) is the source of this 4185-nucleotide messenger RNA. It is a transcript of the gene CPT2, whose product is annotated as carnitine palmitoyltransferase 2. NCBI's taxonomy places the organism in Eukaryota, Metazoa, Chordata, Aves, Columbiformes, Columbidae. The record is from RefSeq and is a predicted model, not a curated record. Gene Ontology annotation, biological process: fatty acid beta-oxidation. Gene Ontology annotation, cellular component: mitochondrion. The transcript is spliced from 5 exons. The coding region runs from base 66 to 2027 and encodes 653 amino acids. Gene Ontology annotation, molecular function: carnitine O-palmitoyltransferase activity.